CCUCCCACCAACCCAGCCUUUCAGUGCAGACUCCAGCCCUCCACCCCCACCCAAGAGUUGCAGGAUGGCGAUGACGGACUUGCUCAGCGCUGAGGACAUCAAGAAGGCCGUGGGAGCCUUUAGCGCUGCCGACUCCUUCGACCACAAAAAGUUCUUCCAAAUGGUUGGCCUGAAGAAGAAGAAUUCAGAUGACGUGAAAAAGGUGUUCCACAUCCUGGAUAAAGACAAGAGUGGCUUCAUCGAGGAGGAUGAGCUGGGGGCCAUUCUAAAGGGCUUCUCCCCAGAUGCCAGAGACCUGUCUGCUAAGGAAACCAAGAUGCUGCUGGCAGCUGGAGACAAGGAUGGGGACGGCAAAAUUGGAGUCGACGAAUUCUCCAUUCUGGUGGCUGAAAGCUAAGAGGCACUGACUGCCCUGUCUUCCACCUCUCUGCCCUGAACACCCAAUCUUAGCCCCUCUUGCCACCCUCCUGAGUUUCUGUUCAGUUUGUUUAUGUUAUUUUUUACUCCCCCCUGUCCCCUGAGGCCCUCAAAUGACACCAUUCUUCUGGAAAAUA
Cynocephalus volans (Philippine flying lemur) is the source of this 554-nucleotide messenger RNA. RefSeq names its product parvalbumin (gene PVALB). Gene Ontology annotation, molecular function: calcium ion binding. The record is from RefSeq and is a predicted model, not a curated record. Lineage: Eukaryota; Metazoa; Chordata; Mammalia; Dermoptera; Cynocephalidae. Gene Ontology annotation, cellular component: cytoplasm. The coding region runs from base 65 to 397 and encodes 110 amino acids. The transcript is spliced from 5 exons.